Molecule: messenger RNA, 1260 nt
Organism: Megalops cyprinoides (Indo-Pacific tarpon)
Lineage: Eukaryota; Metazoa; Chordata; Actinopteri; Elopiformes; Megalopidae
Product: zinc finger protein 333-like
Exons: 2
Coding region: 85-1260 (391 amino acids)
Cellular component (GO): nucleus
Source: RefSeq, a predicted model, not a curated record
UGCGUAAAUAGUUGUCAGUCUCGGAAGACGGAAUUGUGUUUGGUCCUUUAUAUUAGAUAUAUUUAUCUGGAGAUCAAUGUAAAAAUGACUAAAUUACGGCUUUUAAAUGCCUACCUUACUGAGCGUUUAAUGGUGGCCGUGCGGGAGAUACUGGAGGUGGUGGAGGGCACGGUGUCGGAGUUUCAGGAGGAAGCUGCACGGACACACAGAGAGAACGAGAGUCUGAGACGGAGGCUACGGGAAGUCGGAUACGACACAGAGGCAGAUUGGCCGGUUCUUUCCUCGUCCCUCCCCUCAGGAGCUGCCCACUCUCCCGCUGAGCAGCAGCACUAUGAGCAGGACUGGAGCUGCAGUCUGAAGGCAGACACAGAGCUCACAGUGAAUGAGGAUAAACAAGUGCUGUCUGAGCAGCAGAGGACCAGCCACAGGGAAGAGUUAUGUGAUCCAAACGUGUCGGUUUCUACAGGACUCGGUGUACUAGCCUCUCACAGCACAGAUUCAUUAACAACUCCUUAUGUGAAAACUGACCAUGACCAGGAUUCCAUUCCACCACAAGAUCAUUUCAAGGUACAGAUUGUCAACACUGUACAUGCGCCUUUGUCGCCCAGCACUGUGACUGAUUUGAUUAAAACAGAACCUGAAGAGGUUUACUGUGGCGUGUCAGAAGCACCCACUGAAUCUGUUGAUCCUGUUGGUUCAGAGUGCAGCAGAAAGAAGAGUCUGGAUGUAGACAGUGUGAACAGUGUGGCGGGUGGACCCGUGUCACAGCCUGAAAUUGAGCAGCCGAAAGGGAAGCCGAGAAACGUCAACGGAAAGCGAUCACAUCCCUGCCCCCAGUGUGAAAAGACUUUCAGUCACGUGUCUCGUCUGAAAAUACACUUGCGAAUUCACACAGGAGAGAAGCCAUACAGCUGUGCUUUAUGUGGGAAAUGCUUCAAUAAUGAUGGCACAUUAAAAAAUCACCAACGAGUUCAUACAAAUGUGAGACUUUAUAGCUGUAAAGAGUGUGGGAUGAGUUUCAAGGAUGCAUACACCUGUAAAAAACAUCAGCGAGUUCACACAGGAGAAAAGCCAUACUGUUGCAUUCACUGUGGCAAGCAUUUCAAUGAAAUAGGUAAUCUCCAAACUCAUAUCAGGACACACACAGGAGAGAGACCAUUCUGCUGCAGUGUGUGUGGCAAGUGUUUCAGAGAGUCAGGAAAACUUAAGAAACACUUCAGAAUUCAUACAAAAGAGGACUCAUUUUUGGAUUCGCUGUAA